This is a messenger RNA of Arvicola amphibius (Eurasian water vole), 2853 nucleotides long. RefSeq names its product ADAM metallopeptidase with thrombospondin type 1 motif 15 (gene Adamts15). Gene Ontology annotation, biological process: extracellular matrix organization; proteolysis. The transcript has 8 exons. NCBI's taxonomy places the organism in Eukaryota, Metazoa, Chordata, Mammalia, Rodentia, Cricetidae. The record is from RefSeq and is a predicted model, not a curated record. Gene Ontology annotation, molecular function: metalloendopeptidase activity; zinc ion binding. The coding region runs from base 1 to 2853 and encodes 950 amino acids.
AUGCUUCUGCUAGGCAUCUCAAUCCUGGCUCUCGCCUGGCGACCUGCUGGCAGCUCCGAGCCAGAGUGGGAGGUGGUCGUUCCAAUCCGACGGGACCCGGACAUCAAUGGCCGCCACUACUACAGGAGGGGUACGGAGGACUCCGGGGAUCAGGGUCUCAUUUUUCAGAUCACAGCUUUCCAGCAGGACUUUUACCUACACCUGACGCCGGAUGCCCAGUUCCUGGCUCCCGCCUUCGCUACUGAGUAUCUAGGUGUCCCCCUCCAGAGGCUCACCGGCAGCUCUCUAGACCUGCGACGGUGCUUCUAUUCCGGGUACGUGAACGCGGAGCCAGACUCCUUUGCUGCUGUGAGCUUGUGCGGGGGUCUCCGCGGAGCCUUCGGCUACCGAGGCGCGGAGUAUGUUAUUAGCCCUCUGCCCAACGCCAGCGCGCCGGCGGCGCAGCGUCACAGCCAGGGCGCACACCUUCUCCAGCGCCGGGGUGCUCCGGUAGGGCCUUCCGGAGACCCCACCUCUCGCUGCGGGGUGGCCUCGGGCUGGAACCCCGCCAUUCUGAGGGCCCUGGACCCUUACAAGCCACGGCGGACGGGCGUGGGGGAGAUUCACAACCGGCUCAGGUCGGGGCGCGCCAAGCGUUUCGUGUCUAUCCCACGGUACGUGGAGACACUGGUGGUGGCAGACGAGUCAAUGGUCAAGUUUCACGGCGCGGACUUGGAACAUUAUCUGCUGACGCUGCUGGCCACGGCGGCGCGACUCUAUCGCCACCCCAGCAUCCUCAACCCCAUCAACAUUGUUGUGGUCAAGGUGUUACUCCUAGGAGACCGUGACACCGGGCCCAAGGUCACAGGCAACGCAGCCCUGACUCUACGCAACUUCUGUGCCUGGCAGAAAAAACUGAACAAAGUGAGCGACAAGCACCCUGAGUACUGGGACACAGCUAUCCUCUUUACCAGACAGGACCUAUGCGGGGCUACCACCUGUGACACCUUGGGCAUGGCUGAUGUGGGGACCAUGUGUGAUCCCAAGAGAAGCUGCUCUGUCAUCGAGGACGAUGGGCUUCCCUCAGCCUUCACCACUGCCCAUGAGCUGGGCCAUGUGUUCAACAUGCCUCAUGACAACGUGAAGGUGUGCGAGGAGGUGUUCGGGAAGCUCAGAGCCAACCACAUGAUGUCUCCAACGCUCAUCCAAAUCGAUCGCGCCAACCCCUGGUCAGCCUGCAGUGCUGCCAUCAUCACUGACUUCCUGGACAGUGGGCAUGGCGACUGCCUCCUGGACCAGCCCAGCAAGCCCAUCUCCCUGCCUGAGGACCUGCCAGGCACAAGCUACAGUUUGAGCCAGCAGUGCGAGCUGGCCUUUGGCGUGGGCUCUAAACCCUGUCCAUAUAUGCAGUACUGUACAAAGUUGUGGUGCACUGGCAAGGCCAAGGGGCAGAUGGUGUGCCAGACCCGCCACUUCCCCUGGGCAGACGGCACCAGCUGUGGUGAGGGAAAGUUCUGCCUCAAGGGGGCCUGCGUGGAGCGACACAACCCAAACAAGUACCGGGUGGACGGCUCUUGGGCCAAGUGGGAGCCUUAUGGCCCCUGCUCUCGCACCUGUGGUGGGGGCGUGCAGCUGGCCCGGAGGCAGUGCAGCGACCCUGCCCCUGCCAACGGCGGAAAGUACUGCGAGGGAGUGAGAGUGAAAUAUCGAUCUUGCAACCUGGAGCCCUGCCCCAGCUCAGCCUCUGGCAAGAGCUUCCGGGAGGAGCAAUGUGAAGCUUUCAACGGCUACAAUCAUAGCACCAACCGGCUCACCUUAGCUGUCGCGUGGGUACCCAAGUACUCGGGCGUGUCACCACGUGACAAAUGCAAGCUCAUCUGUCGAGCCAAUGGCACUGGCUACUUCUACGUGUUAGCGCCUAAGGUGGUGGACGGCACACUGUGUACGCCCGACUCCACCUCAGUCUGUGUCCAAGGCAAGUGCAUCAAGGCUGGCUGCGACGGGAACCUGGGCUCCAAGAAGAAGUUUGACAAAUGCGGGGUGUGUGGUGGAGACAACAAGAGCUGCAAGAGGGUCACGGGACUUUUCACCAAGCCUAUGCAUGGCUACAAUUUUGUAGUGGCCAUCCCUGCAGGUGCCUCCAGCAUUGACAUCCGCCAGCGUGGCUACAAGGGGCUCAUCGGGGAUGACAACUACCUGGCCCUGAAGAAUAGCCAAGGCAAAUACCUGCUCAAUGGACACUUCGUGGUGUCUGCUGUAGAACGGGACUUGGUGGUAAAGGGCAGCCUGUUGCGGUACAGUGGUACCGGCACCGCGGUAGAGAGCCUACAGGCUUCUCGACCCAUCCUGGAGCCGCUGACUGUGGAGGUCCUGUCCGUGGGGAAGAUGACACCACCCCGGGUACGCUACUCCUUCUAUCUGCCCAAAGAGCCUCGGGAGGACAAGUCCCCUCGCCCCAAGGACCCUCGGAGUUCCCCAGUGCUGCGCAACAGUGUUCUAAGCCUUUCCAACCAAGUAGAGCAGCCGGACAACAGGCCUCCUGCACGCUGGGUGGCAGGCAGCUGGGGGCCUUGCUCGGUGAGCUGUGGCAGUGGCCUACAGAAGCGAGCAGUGGACUGUCGGGGCUCUCCAGGGCAGCGAGGAGCCUCUGCUUGCGACGCAGCCCAUCGACCAGUGGAGAAACGAGCCUGUGGGGAACCCUGCCCAACCUGGGAGCUCGGCAACUGGUCGCCCUGUUCUAAGAGCUGUGGCCGUGGAUUUAAGAGGCGUCCGCUCAAGUGCAUGGGCCACGGAGGCAGGCUAUUGGCUCGGGAUCAGUGUGACCUGCGCCGUAAGCCCCAAGAAUUGGACUUCUGUGUCUUGAGACCCUGCUGA